CAUGUGUCACGAUUGUGCAAGUCCUGCAUGUUAUACAAUUAACCAACAGAGGUGUCGCUAAUUGAAUGCUGUAAAAAAAGAUUCGGUACAUUUUACAGUUAAAGAAUGAGCAUCCAAUCAUAGGGCAGUGUAUGUGUGUACUGUCCAAUCAGAGGACAGGAUAGUCUUAUAGCAACACGCCUCUUUUCAAAUGUCUAACCGACAUUUUCUUCCCCGAGUAUAGCCUGUCAGGUAGAUCUUCCCAAUUUAUUUAAUAACUGAACGUGCACAAAUGAAUGAAAUAGUUGUGGGUUAGGUAGGAUCAAGAGUGACGUGAGUUAAUGUGAGCAACACAUAUUUGAUUUGUUUGCUUUAGGAGAAGAAGGAUUGCCUGCAAGGCUGAACUCUAGGCACAAUGUAUAUGCUCUGUACUGUACAGCAGCCCGCCAUUAAAAGUGUGGCGGAACCCAAAGGCUUGACUCGUUUUAUGGGCUUGUUUCACCCAUAGGUUUUUUACCCUUUUUACCUAAUAUUUGCACAGUCGUUGAAGCACCAGCUUUUACAUAGAAAGUACAAUUCACAGAUAUCAUUUUGGGCAAAAGUCUCGAUGUUUGUAGCUCACGUUAUUAAACAGUUGUUGUAUUUUUCGGCACCGGUAGUUUCCUCCUGAAUGCCCAUUCUGAAGCUUUUUGCGGUCCCACACUCAAUAUGUCCGCCAGGAAGGUCUAAAUGUGCUCAGUCGGAAUGCAGUAGGCGGGGCCGCUACGCUCGUGUCAAACUUUGGGAAUGACAGGAGUGCUGCAGGAUUCGAUAAGAAGGGGAAGUGUCGCCCUUGUUGGUCCUGUUUGGAUUACUUUGACAUCUUUUUACACAGUCUUUGGAUUCACCAGCUUUCUGAAGACAGGACGGCCUCAGCACACUCCUCAGCCAUGUCGGAGGACCUGAGCGCCCAAACCUGGUCCAUCAACAAAGAUGAUUAUGAGCUCCACGAGGUGAUUGGGAGCGGGGCCACAGCAGUGGUUCAAGCGGCCUACUGUUUACCACGCAAGGAGAAGGUGGCCAUCAAACGUAUCAACCUGGAGAAGUGCCAGACGAGUAUGGACGAACUCCUGAAAGAGAUUCAAGCCAUGAGCCAGUGCCACCACCCCAACAUCGUGUCUUACUACACCUCGUUCGUGGUGAAGGAUGAGCUGUGGCUGGUCAUGAAGCUGCUCAGUGGUGGCUCUGUGCUGGACGUGAUCAAGCAUAUCAUCUCACGAGGGGAACACAAGACCGGCGUCCUGGAUGAGCCCAGUAUAGCCACGGUGUUGAAAGAUGUGCUUGAAGGCCUGGAGUAUCUCCACAAGAACGGACAGAUCCACAGAGAUCUUAAGGCUGGAAACAUUCUCCUCGGGGACGACGGUUCAGUGCAAAUAGCAGACUUUGGCGUCAGUGCCUUUCUAGCCACAGGUGGUGACAUGACUCGAAACAAAGUGCGCAAGACGUUUGUGGGGACGCCAUGCUGGAUGGCCCCAGAGGUCAUGGAGCAGGUGAGGGGUUAUGAUUUCAAAGCAGAUAUUUGGAGUUUUGGGAUCACAGCCAUUGAGCUCGCUACGGGGGCUGCACCUUAUCACAAAUACCCGCCAAUGAAGGUCUUGAUGCUGACACUGCAGAAUGACCCCCCAGGUCUGGAUACCGGCAUCACAGACAAGGAGAUUGUAAAGAAAUACGGCAAAUCAUUCAGGAAGAUGGUCUCCUUGUGUCUACAGAAGGACCCGGAGAAAAGGCCGACAUCCUCAGAGUUGUUGAAGCAUAAAUUCUUUCAGAAAGCAAAGACCCAUGAGUAUUUACAUGAGAGGUUGCUCCAGAGGGCGCCCACAAUAACGGAGAGGUCGAAAAGGGUACGCCGAGUGCCAGGUUCUAGUGGUCGGCUGCAUAAAACGGAGGAUGGCGAAUGGGAAUGGAGUGACGAUGAGCUGGAUGAAGAAAGUGAAGAGGGCAGAGCGGCCGUGGCUGCCUUGCGGUCACCGAGAGUAAAGGAGGGAUCACAGAAUUCAGAGGUUUUCCAGACUCCUGAGCCUUUAAGCAGCCAGUCAGAACUACCUCAGGCUGCAGGCCAGGUCCCACUGCAGCCUGUCAGCACUCAACCCACUGGCCAGGCUACGUCUCCCACACCUGGUGCCCCUGCUGCUCCCUCACAGGUUCAAGCUGCCACAGGAGACAUCAAGUCUCCUAUUAGUUUGGUAUUACGGUUAAGAAAUUCAAAGAAGGAGCUAAAUGACAUCCGCUUUGAAUUUAUGCCAGGGAGAGACACAGCAGAUGGUGUGUCCCAGGAGCUGGUGUCAGCAGGCCUGGUGGAUGGGAGGGACUUAGUAAUAGUUGCUGCCAAUUUGCAAAAGAUAGUUGAAGAGCCUCAAGCCAAUAAAAAUGUCACUUUUAAACUGGCCUCUGGAACUGAGGGAUCUGAAUUACCAGACGACGUCAAACUCAUGGGCUUCGCUCAGCUCAGUAUUAGUUAAACUGUUGUACUACAUGGGACCGUGACUUGCCUAAAAAAUGUGAAAAUACAAAAAAAUAUGAAGUUAAAUUAAUUUUUUCUUUCUAUGGCUGUAAAGAAACCACUACUGCCAAAGAAAACAGUACCUUUGUGUCACCCUUAGGAUUAUACAAUGCCGCCUCGUUGAAUUCAGCUGAAGUAUCAGAGCGCACAGUGUAAGAAUCCCUCAAAAAAAAGUUUACAGCUCGUAUGUAGAAGGAUGCAAGUAUCUACAACAAACAGUUUUCACUUCCCAUUCUGGUCUCCUUCAUCCUGUUAUUUCUUUUUUCUCUAAUAUGUGACGCAUUUGCACAAUCUCAACUAAUGCCCUUGAAUCUUUAUAAGUGUAAAAAAUGCCUUAUAUUUAUCAGAACUACUGAAUGCACGUUUUUGGGGACGACCCCAGUUACCAUAUGGAGCAUUAUGUUGUCUGAAAUGUUUAAAUGUGGUUUCUGUUGCUUGCGUCAAACUUUUUACUUGAUUUUUGAGAGACGGUAUGAUGCAGUUUACUAAGCCAGCUAAAGUUAAAAGUGUCGACCCACUUCUGUACUCAACAAAUGUAAUGUGAAUAUACUUCUUCAGAAUGAAGUGAGCACUCCCAACCGUGACCAUCUUUAAUGGAUAAGGUUUUAUUCGGUAUUUCCUGUUAUUCAAAUUAUUCUCUAUUAUCUGUAUGAAAAAAACCCACAAAUGUGUUCCUCUCAGAGGUCAUAUGUUUAUGAACAGCAGCAGGAUGGAGUGUGUAGGAUUUACUCAAAAUAAACUCGCCUGCCCAUGUCAACCAGUGCAACCAUUUGGCCUAAUUAAUAAUAUGUUUUGGGGCAACAAACAGACAUUACAAAAAUGUAUGAACAUUGCCAGUCUUAUACUUAUAAGUAUUGAUACAACCAGCAUCAUUAGAAAGGAAAGGAAAGCCGUUUUUAAGUUAUUACACAUACAUAGAUUGUCCAGUACUUCAAAUUGAUAUCAUCUUCAACAAAUUACCUAAUUAUAAAACAUUGAUUUUUGUCUUAAUUUGUACCAUUGUCCAAUUUGCUUCCUCUCCUUUUACUCACGCAUACUGGCCUGAGGUGUCAAUUUGAUUCCAUGUUGACAUUGAGGUAACGUACAAGAAGUUUAACGACAGCUAAAACCACAAGUGUUGUGUGAGCAGAUGUGUCUGUUGCUAUUUGUGUCUAUUUGGAAUCAGUUUCUCAACAAGUGCAUUUUUGUUCAUGUGAAUGAAACGUGAGUACUUGAUUCAACCUCUAGUAUGUAAAUAAUGCUAUUUAGCUUUGAUUUGUUUUUAUACUGGGUGUCUCACUCUCGGCCUUCUUUCGGUCCCUAUGACACCGUUGUGGGUUGUAGCGCUGCGUGAAGGAAGACAACGAUACUAAUAACACGGCUUAGGAUUCAUCUUGCGGGACAUGCUGUCCAAUAACCGCAUGACAUUUAUUUACUUCAAAAUAAAGUUUCCGCUUUUCACUUUUUGCCUCUUUUUUUUUAAACGUUUGAAUAUAUUUUACCGCGAUGUAAUGCUCACCCCCUUUAAAUCUCCCCACGUUUUAAGCCGAGUAACAGCCAAUCUGUCUCCAGCUCUUAAUAAUACCGAGUGGAGGCUGUUUACAGUCCUUUAUUUAAAGUCUGACAGGGCAGAAAGCUUUUACUGUUUCAUUUGGUGGCGGGAUACUUUCAUAACCCUCCAGAUGCCAUAUUAAAGUAAAAUACAUGUUUUGCUUGCAGAUGAAAUGUUACAAGGAAAUCUUUGUAUUGUGACUUUAAACAUGUUACGUUUUACACUAUAGCCUCGAAUCGACAACAAAGUGUUGAUGUUUUAGUUCUUUUGGCAUAACGUCAAGGUUUUGGUUCAAAUUUUCAGUGUCUUCUAAAAAUUGAGAUCUUGUUAAGAUACCGGAAAUAAAUAUAUACAGGUUGGCCUGCCCUGGGUUCUCCUCAAAGGGGGGCAACUAAGUCAGAAACCCACGUUACUCUACAUUUUAAUACUGCAGUACUUGGUGCCAUUCUCCUGGUUUAGUCCGCAGCUGACGGCAGACAAGGACUGUGUAUGUGUGUGUGUGUGUGUGUUGGGGGGGGUUGUGUGUGUGUGGCGUAGGUGGAGCCCUGCUUCAUGGCUUUGUUGUCGUCCUUUAUUCAACAGUCUCUUCUGUCCGUCUUACAAAGCUGUAGCAACUGAACAGAUGACCGGCAAAAAAACAUUUUUGACCAGGCAAUAACUCAUCAAAGCUGUAAUAUAUAUUUAUAUAUAUAUUUGAAUUUUGUUCUCUUCUUUUUUUUGUUGCAUUCUGUCAUUUGGUCGUUUUGGAGUUCAAAGCAUGUUUCUCUUGAUUAUUUCUAAUCAAUAAAGAAUGAGCAUAUCAGCCUUG
Molecule: messenger RNA, 4857 nt
Organism: Cyclopterus lumpus (lumpfish)
Lineage: Eukaryota; Metazoa; Chordata; Actinopteri; Perciformes; Cyclopteridae
Gene: oxsr1b
Product: oxidative stress responsive kinase 1b
Exons: 18
Coding region: 909-2477 (522 amino acids)
Biological process (GO): protein phosphorylation
Molecular function (GO): protein serine/threonine kinase activity; ATP binding
Source: RefSeq, a predicted model, not a curated record